CCUCCUACCAGCAACCCCCACCAUCCUUUUCCCCCUUUCCUUUCCCCGUGCAACAAACGCAAACGCAAACGCAACGCAACGAAUCGAAUCAAAUUCGCCGUCGACCUCGUCGGCGUCCGCGCCACCGGCCUUGAUCCCACGCCCCCGUCCGAUCGGCCACCGGAGAUGCAGCACGGGAGCGGCGACUACGCGUCCUCCGAUCCCGCCGGUCACUACUACCCGCACCAGUACGCGCCCCCGGACUCGAACCCGUACCCAGCCGCCACCGACGCGUCGGCGGCGGGGGCGGGCGGCUACGUCUCCGCCUCCGCGCCGCCCUACUCCGUCGGCGGAGGCUACUCCGACCAGCCGCCCUCCGCCCCGGCCUACUCGCAGCCGCCGCCCCCACAGCCCCAGUACGGCGCCGUCGGGUACCCGCCCUACCACACCAACCCCGCGCCCUACCCGCCGGAGCCGUACUACAACUACACGCCGCCGCCCACCCAGUCCACGCCCCCACCGGCUGCGGAGCCCAACCCUCCGCCGCUGCCCUACGACGCCCCGUACUACGGGGGCGGGUACCAGCCGCCGGCCGCGGGGUACGACAACGAGGAUUACCUGAACGAGGGCGCGUACGCGUACCGCGGCGGCGGCGGUUCGGAGCCGUACGGCGCGCGCGGCACGGCCCCUGCGCGGUCGGGAUCCGCGCUGUUUGAUGACUAUGGGCGGUCGAUCAGUGUCCCAUCUGGAGGGGAGCAGCAGCCCUGGAGCGGUGGUGGCGGUGGCAGUGGGGGUGGUGGGAGCUUUGGGGCGAUCGCGAGGGCCCUUCCGAAGGUGGACACGCAUGAGGAUGAGAGUGGUGGUGCUCAGAAAUUUCGGGUUAAGCUGCUGCCAGAGGGUGCAGGGAACCCUACUGAUGUGCUUUGCCAGAUUGGUCUAGAUGGAAUUCGCAUGCUUGAUCCAAAUACAAGCAGGACCCUAAGGAUUUAUCCCCUCGAUUCACUGACGAGAUGGGAGGUUUUGGAUUCAACUAUAUUUGCUUUCUGGGCGAAGACAUCAGUGGAUAUUGAUCCAAAACGAAUUAGGCUGAAGUCAAACAGUUAUACUUCCAAUACUAUGCUUGACACUGUGACAGCAGCAACAGUGCAGUUUAAGGAGAUUGGUGGAGAUGCUAAAAGCAAAGGAACUGUGGAUGCUGGCAAUCCUACGGUUCAAUCAAAUGAGAAGAAGAAAGGUUUUGAUUGGAUGUUUGCAAAACCUGUUGAUGAAGUGAAAGACCAUUGGGUUCCAGACGAGGUUGCUAAGAAGUGCCACUCAUGUGCUGUUGAUUUUAGCCCUUUCAAUCGCAGGCAUCAUUGUCGGAACUGUGGUGAAAUCUUCUGUGACAAAUGCAGUCAGGGAAGAAUUGCUCUGACAGCUGAGGAUAAUGCUCCGCUUGUCCGAGUUUGUGAUAGAUGCAUGGCUGAGGUCACUCAAAGGCUUAGCAUGGCUAAGGAAGCUACCAGCAGAUCUGCAACCGUGCAGAGUCAUGGAGAUCUUGCUAGAAAACUUAAGGAGGAAAUGGAGCGAAACCGCAAGUCUUCAGGUCCCGUAUCUGGUGGUGGUGCAUCUGGUACCAGAAUGAGGGAAGUUGCAUGCCCUACCUGCACAGUCCAUCUUCAGGUUCAGGUUCCAACAUCUGGCUCAGAGACAGUGGAGUGCGGAGUGUGCCAGCAUGCCUUCCUUGUAAGCUCCAAUUGAUACGUCGGGAGACAGUGCGUGCUAUAGAAAUUAUUCUGUUGAUUACUCGGCUUCUUUUUUGUUCUACACAUAAUAACUAAUAAACGUGAGUUCUGUCCGCCUGUAAAUGUACAUGAGUGGAUUUCAAUUGCUGGGUGUAUGUGGAGAAUACAGAUAGAAUUCGGUGAAGACUGAAGAUGGUCCCAAAUCUAUCUUGCAUCUGCUUCACUAGUGUUAUGCCAUGCUCCUUUUUCUCGUAGCAUCGUGCUUCUUAGCCUCCAGAGAGCAAAAUUGGGAUUUCGUUUGAAGCAAACUUUGUACAGAAUGUCACCUGUCAACUAUUAAUGGCUUGAGCUGUGUCUAUUUUUCGCUC
Molecule: messenger RNA, 2071 nt
Organism: Setaria italica (foxtail millet)
Lineage: Eukaryota; Viridiplantae; Streptophyta; Magnoliopsida; Poales; Poaceae
Product: protein FREE1
Exons: 10
Coding region: 166-1719 (517 amino acids)
Biological process (GO): multivesicular body assembly; intralumenal vesicle formation
Cellular component (GO): late endosome membrane; ESCRT I complex
Molecular function (GO): ubiquitin binding; metal ion binding
Source: RefSeq, a predicted model, not a curated record